GUCUAGAUUCUAACCCAUUUUGUGGGUUUUAGUGUCCUAUUUCUUUUUGCUUUCAUCAGAAGCAAAAACUUGGAAUUGUGUGUCAUACCCAUUUUCCCCUGUUCUUGUUCUGUUUUCUACUAGUUGUGUCUGAAAGUAAAGUCCUCUGUUUUUGCUCUGUUUAUGUCGUCUCUGAACUCCUACAAUGGCGUUUAAUCACAGAAAAAUGCUUCUUUCAUGUCUACAGUUUAAAGAUUUACGCUUUUGUUUCCGGCAAUACCCUCCCCCGCCACCACCACCACCGCCACCGAGGGAGCUCUCUCUCCUACUCCCCACCUCGAUCUGCGUCGUCGGCUCAAUCAUACUCUUUCUAUUUCUAGUCUUCUUCCUCUACCUCCACAUCACGCAACAACGGCGGAUUUCAGCCGCCAGCGUAACUCCCGGUGACACAAACCAACAGGAAGAUGAGGACGAAACAGAGGAGAGAGAUUUCUCCGACUUUCAUCACGUUUGGCAAAUCCCAACCGUCGGUCUCCACCGUUCCGCGAUCAACUCGAUCACAGUCGUUGGAUUCAAAAAGGGAGAAGGGAUAAUCGACGGCACAGAAUGCUCUGUCUGCUUAAACGAGUUUGAAGAAGACGAGUCGCUGAGACUGUUACCAAAGUGUAGCCAUGCCUUUCAUCUAAAUUGCAUCGACACUUGGUUGCUCUCUCACAAGAACUGUCCUUUAUGUCGUGCCCCUGUACUUCUUAUCACUGAACCACCUCAUCAAGAAACAGAGACGAAUCAUCAACCAGAUUCUGAAUCGAGCAAUGACCUCCGUGGAAGACAAGACAGUUCCAGAUCUAGAAGAAACCAUAACAUUUUUCUUCCAAGGGCACAAAGUGAUUUGGCAAACUACUGUGGCUCAGGAAGAGUAGAAAACGUGAGAAGAUCGUUUUCAAUUGGAGGAAGCUUAUCACUUUGCGAUGGUAUUAACAAUGCUACUAGAAGUGGAAGACAGUUCUAUACCAGCUUCAGUGCUAACUUGUUCUCAUCAUCAAGAAGAGUAAGGAACGAACAACCGAUUCCACAAAACCAAAUGCCAUCCGUAACUGGUAACACCAGUUAAUUGGUGUAACUACAUUGAAGCUUAAUGUAAUAUCUAGUGUGUUAUAUACAGUAUCUGAAAUAAAUCGAAACUUUCAAUGUUUCAAUAUU
This is a messenger RNA of Arabidopsis thaliana (thale cress), 1179 nucleotides long. It is a transcript of the gene RING1, whose product is annotated as RING/U-box superfamily protein. The record is from RefSeq and is marked reviewed. NCBI's taxonomy places the organism in Eukaryota, Viridiplantae, Streptophyta, Magnoliopsida, Brassicales, Brassicaceae. The transcript has a single exon. The coding region runs from base 185 to 1090 and encodes 301 amino acids. Gene Ontology annotation, molecular function: transferase activity; ubiquitin protein ligase activity. Gene Ontology annotation, cellular component: plasma membrane. Gene Ontology annotation, biological process: protein ubiquitination.